AUGGCCCUGCGCCUCAGUGGUCAUUUGCUUCUGGGCGUUGUCAAGAUAUACUGUAGGAAGGUUUACUAUUUAUACAAUGACUGCAGCGAGGCUUUGGUCAAAAUCAAGAUGGCAUUUAGACCGACUGUCAACAUUGAUUUGGAGGAUCCAGUGGCGAAUUUGGCCGCAAUCACGCGUCCCGAGACGUUCGCGGACUACGAGAUUAUUUUGCCGGAAGUUGACAUUAUGGACAUUGGAAUGGGCGGCGAAGAGGAGCACUUGGUUGUUGAAAACUUCCAUUCUAAAGAGUUGAUUCCUAUGAGGGUGGUGGUAGAGGGUAGAGAGGAGCAGGAAGCGGAAGAUUUGUUCGCCAGUCAGUUGGUGGACCAAGAGGAUAUGAUGUUUCGCGCGGAAGUCGACCAGGAAGCUGAUUUGUUGGCUGCGGGCGCCGGGGGAUUGAUGGGUUUGGACCGAACGGAUGAAUACGAGCAAUUAGAGUUGUUUCGAGAUUUAGGCGCGGAACAAGAGGUUGGUGCCGAAGUGGAUGUUGCUGGGUCUAUAGAGCAGUUGCCUUUGCAGACGGACAUCAGUUAUCACGAACAGGAGCAAAGCAUUGAUUAUCAGAGCGUAGAGCAUGACGCAGCUCGGGUUCCUUCUAAAUCUCCUUCUCGACGAGUUAAGAGAGUGUUGGCAACAACUUUAGAUAAGAAUACGCAGCUUGACAAUAAACAGAUGGAACGCAACAUCAACCGUGAUUUGACUGUUUCGAUUGAUGAACUCUCGCUUAUUCCUCCCAACAAAAAAAAGUUUCUUCGUAAAGAGCGGAUUCAUUCUUCUGUUUCCAGCUAUUUUUCUUCCUAUGACACCAAUGAAUUUGCGGGUCCGUUUCUAUCUGUCCUCCUCCUAGGAAGAAGCGACCGCCUUCCGUUUGCCCCAGACCAUUCGCUUGAGAGCGGUACCUCGCUAGGAAUUGAGCAAGUUCGAGGAACCAAAUCUGUAGACUCCAGCAUUCAGAUGCCAGAAUAUUACGACGCUGCUCUGAGUCUCGCAGAGCCACCUCCCAUUCCUGGACUGGAAUGGACGGAGCCGGAAGUGAGCAUACCAGAGGUGUUGGACCUACCGUCUAAGCCUUCACCGAGUGAGCCGAGCUACCUUGACCUUCCUUCAGCAGAUCCCUCAGCGAUGAGCCAACCGCAUAAGAAGCUCCUAGAUUUUUUCAGGCGACACAUGAACCAGGACCAGGAAUUCAACUUUAACAAAUUCUUUGCCGACAAAAAACGGCAUUUGGUUGCCGUCACAUUUCUUUCCAUCCUGGAAAUGAAGAGCAAGGGACACAUCAACGUCUUCCAGUCUGCGCCAUAUGACGACAUUUUACUAAAAUUGGCCGCGCCCAUCGUCUGA
This is a messenger RNA of Schistocerca gregaria, 1380 nucleotides long. Its product is annotated as double-strand-break repair protein rad21 homolog. Gene Ontology annotation, molecular function: chromatin binding; protein binding. NCBI's taxonomy places the organism in Eukaryota, Metazoa, Arthropoda, Insecta, Orthoptera, Acrididae. Gene Ontology annotation, biological process: replication-born double-strand break repair via sister chromatid exchange; mitotic sister chromatid cohesion; synaptonemal complex assembly. The transcript has 2 exons. Gene Ontology annotation, cellular component: cohesin complex; synaptonemal complex. Bases 1 to 1380 code for a protein of 459 amino acids. The record is from RefSeq and is a predicted model, not a curated record.